Messenger RNA from Microthlaspi erraticum, 1254 nucleotides. NCBI's taxonomy places the organism in Eukaryota, Viridiplantae, Streptophyta, Magnoliopsida, Brassicales, Brassicaceae. The record is from the annotation of a GenBank genome assembly.
AUGCCUCCUGGGAUUGACAGAAUCAGCGAAUUGCCGGAAUCUCUGGUUUCCCAAAUUCUCGCACACCUUCCGACGAAGGAUUCGGUGAAGACGAGCGCUUUAUCCACCAGAUGGAAGAGUCACUGGCUCAAAGCUCCUGCAAUCGACUUAACCUACAGCGAUCUAAAAUCCGAAGUCGUCUUCAUCAGCUUCAUCGACAGAUUCCUCGAGUCUAACAGCGAGUCACGCCUCCGAAAAUUCAAGCAUCUAGAUGUUGAGAGCAGUGAUUACUAUAUAGAGCCUGAAGAUGGAAGCUAUCCUAUCAUCGAGAUCAUGCCUCUGAAUCUGUAUACGAGCAAGACGUUGGUUUCUCUAAAGCUCUCACUUUCGGGUCUUCAAGAUUGCGGCUUUGUGUCUCUGCCUUGUCUUAGAUUCAUGGAUCUUGUAGAUGUUCAUUGGGUUGAUCCUAUGAAUCUUGAGAAGCUUCUCUCGGGAUGUCCUGUUCUUGAAGAACUGACCUUGCUCAGGGAUCUUUAUUUUGAGCCUUUGGUUACGCGUGUGAGGUCUCGGAGCCUGAAGAAGCUCGGUGAUUGUUGUUUCCGUAGUGGCAAGGAGUUUGAUGCUCCGGAAUACAGAAUGGAGAUUGAUGCUCCGGGAUUGGAGUUUUUGAGUCUCACAGAGAAUCAUUUCGAUAGGAUUGUGGUGAAGAAUUUGACUUGUUUGUUCACCAUCGACCUUGAUGUAGAAUCUUGCUUAAGUUUCAGCCCGGAGGACUUGUCAAAGAGAAACGAAGUCCGUGAUUUUCUCGCCGGAGUUUCGAGUGCAAGACAUAUGAUCAUCUCUGAGAAAACAGUGAAGGCACUUGAUGUUUACUCGAAAGUGGGAUUGAUUCCGAAAUUCAACAACUUGUCCUGCCUACAAGCCGUCUUCCCGAGCUCCUCGUUACAGUUCUUGCCUUCGUUUCUUGAGAGUUUCCCGAAUCUGAAACACCUAAUCUUGAAGGUUGUGUAUUCAAAGGAGAGUUGCGCAUUUGAACUCUUGAAUGUGCCUCGGUGUUUCUUGUCGAUUCUCGAGUGUGUUGAGAUCAAAGGAUUUUUUGAUUGGGAUGAAGAGGAGAUGAAGAUAACGAGUUACUUUCUUGAAAACUCAAAAGUUCUUAAGAAACUCAUUUUGAGCUUUGCAGGUUGUCCUCUGCAUUAUUCAGAGUCAGAAGUCUACGAGGAGAUUCGUAAACUCACAAAAGGUUGUGAAGUAAUCAUUGAUUCUGAGUUUUGA